GCAACCCUAGUAACGGCCCGGGCAGAACCGCAUAACAGCUGCCGGUCGGGACUCGAAGUCGACGGCCGACCUGCUGAGUCGGACGGAGAGGGCGAGCUGCGGCGACCAACCGACCGAGGGAUGGCGCGGGCGUCGGGCUCAGGUAGCGGCGAGAGCGACUUCUCCGUGGUCGUGCUGGGCUCCGACUUCGCGACGGACGCCGGCGCCGCGCUCCUCUCCCGCGCCGACCGCGAGGAGUGGCACGACUGCGUCCCUGACCUUGCCGCGCCCGCUGACGACUUCUCCGACCUCGAGGAGCUCCAGGUCGUCCGCGUCCAGGGAAGCGACAGGGCCGCCCGCCGCGUCGUCCGUGUCGUCGGCAAGUUCUUCCCGGCUCAAGUAAUUGAUGGUGAACGUCUGAAGAGGUAUGUGUUCCACAAGCUGCGCACUGAAUUACCAGAGGGUCCAUUCUGCAUUUUGUACGUGCACAGUACUGUACAGUCAGAUGACAACAACCCGGGGAUGUCAAUCUUGAGGACGAUUUAUGAGGAGCUUCCACCUGAAUACAAGGAAAGGCUUCAAGUAUUCUACUUCUUACAUCCUGGGCUUCGCUCUAGGCUGGCCAUUGCCACGCUUGGCAGGCUAUUCUUAAGUGGAGGGUUGUAUUGGAAAAUCAAGUACAUCAGUCGACUAGAAUAUCUCUGGGGGGAUAUAAGAAAAGGGGAGGUCGAAAUACCAGAGUUUGUUAUUGAGCAUGACAAAGUUCUUGAGCACCGACCACUGACCGAUUAUGGUAUAGAACCUGAUCCUCUACAUCUUUCUGAUGUACCUGCUGUGGGGUACUCGCUUGGAAGGUAUGAAGAUAAAUGGUCUCCUGAAGAUCGAUGGUAUUCUAGCAAUUACAUGUGACUUUUCUUGGUAGCCAAAGGCUUAAAGCUUUAUUGUAUAGUAAUAGGGGAGUUUGGUGAUGUGUAAUGCCAGGUUGAUGUGAAAACCUUGUCUUAAGACCAUCUUCAAUGGAUUCUCGUCAGUGAUCAAAUUCCCUUCUCGAAGA
Molecule: messenger RNA, 1033 nt
Organism: Phragmites australis (common reed)
Lineage: Eukaryota; Viridiplantae; Streptophyta; Magnoliopsida; Poales; Poaceae
Exons: 3
Coding region: 121-888 (255 amino acids)
Source: RefSeq, a predicted model, not a curated record